CCCUUGACAAACAAAUAUAAAUAUCUACCUUAGCUUCUAGCAAUUUUUCAAUCCAUUAAUCCACCUCACAUUUCUUCACCACUCCUUAAAGAUGACAACAGCAGAAGAAACUUCAAACUUGGAUCUCAUACGCCAACAUCUCUUAGGAGAAAACAUCUCAACCUCCUUUUUCUCCAAUUUCUCCAACCUUGUGAAGCUUGAAGCCCCCUCGUCAGCAGAGUUUGAUUUCAGCUCAUAUAUCUCAGACAACACCAGCUUCUUCACUUUCCUUGAAGGCUAUGACUUGGUGGCAGACAUGGAGUUUGUUGAUCAGAAGCCCAUCAUGAACUCCACAUCAACAUCAACCAUCUCCAUCCCCUUAAACAAAUGCAAUUCUCCUGAACCAUUGGCAUCAUCAGAAUCACAAGAGAAGGCAAAGAAAGCAGAAUACGAUGUAGGAAAACGUUAUAGAGGAGUUAGGAGAAGGCCCUGGGGUAAGUUUGCUGCUGAAAUCCGUGACCCUACAAGGAAAGGUACAAGGGUUUGGCUUGGCACUUUCGACAGUGAAAUUGAUGCUGCUAAGGCCUAUGAUUGUGCUGCUUUCAAGAUGAGAGGUCAGAAGGCCAUUCUCAACUUCCCUCUUGAGGCUGGAGAGUAUGAUCCAAAACCAAACACUUGUGGCAGGAAAAGAAGAAGAGAGAGCCUUCAAUUGGAGCUGCCACAGGUCCAUCUUCAUCAUGGUGUGUCAUGAGAAACUGACAACACAACACUUCAAUAGCAUAAGUUUGCUUUCUAGAAAAAUAAGAUUGCUUUGCCUGUUCAAUCUGUACAUAGAAGCAAUGCUAAUGUGAAAUGUCUGUGUGAAUCUA
This is a messenger RNA of Vigna angularis (adzuki bean), 848 nucleotides long. Its product is annotated as ethylene-responsive transcription factor ERF107. Gene Ontology annotation, biological process: regulation of DNA-templated transcription; ethylene-activated signaling pathway. The transcript has a single exon. Gene Ontology annotation, molecular function: DNA-binding transcription factor activity; DNA binding. Bases 92 to 730 code for a protein of 212 amino acids. Lineage: Eukaryota; Viridiplantae; Streptophyta; Magnoliopsida; Fabales; Fabaceae. The record is from RefSeq and is a predicted model, not a curated record.